AAGCCCCAAAAAAGCAUUCAUCUUUUGCACUUGAACAAACUUUUGUGGGAGAGCGUGUGUCGUCUCUCUUCCCUCUCAGCAGAUCACUCCGUUGACUCUGUACCAGCCGGAAAAGAUCGAAACAUUCGGAGCUAACUCGGCAGCCAUGAGCUCGGUUUUGCAGGGAUUUACGAAGUCACUCGCCAUGACUUUCUUGUCGGAGAUUGGCGACAAGACGUUUUUCGCUGCAGCUAUUCUAGCGAUGCGUUAUCCAAGGAGACUUGUGUUGGCUGGUUGUGUAUCGGCUCUAAUUGUCAUGACUAUCCUCUCUGCUACUGUUGGAUGGGCUGCUCCUAAUCUGAUCCCUCGCAAAUGGACGCAUCACAUAACAACAUUGUUGUUUUUUGGUUUUGGGCUGUGGUCUUUAUGGGACGGUUUUAAACAAGGAGGAGGAGGGGGCUCAGAAGAAUUAGCUGAAGUUGAAGCAGAACUGGAUUCUGAUUUGAAGACUAAUGGUAAAGCUACAAAAGACAAGGUUGAAGAUGAAAACAAAAAGCAGAAAAGGCCGUUCCUCACACAGUUCUUCUCUCCAAUUUUUCUCAAGGCAUUUUCAAUUAAUUUCUUUGGUGAAUUUGGUGACAAGAGUCAGCUUGCUACAAUUGGUUUAGCUGCAGAUGAAAAUCCGUUUGGGGUGGUCCUUGGUGGAAUUGUCGCACAGCUAUUGUGCACCACUGCUGCUGUGAUUGGAGGAAAGAGCUUAGCGUCUCAGAUAUCCGAACGAAUAGUUGCUCUUUCUGGUGGAAUGCUUUUCAUUAUCUUUGGCAUCCAAUCGUUUCUUACUUCUGUUGAGACCUAGUGCUUCCAACCCCCCCCCCCCCCCCCCCAACAUUUAUUUCUGGGAGAGCUGAAGAUAAUGAUGAAGAACGUUACUAUCCAUAGUUUCUUAGAUACUUAAUCAUGAUACGAGAUGUUUACAAAAGUUAUUACAAAUCUAAUCUGAACUACUUUCUCCCGUGAAAAAAAUAUUAAACUUGGCUGAAGCAGCCCCAUCAAAGUAUCUAACAACAGUAAAGUUUUAGUUAAUCUGUGUUUUUUUGUUA
This is a messenger RNA of Brassica napus (rape), 1079 nucleotides long. Its product is annotated as GDT1-like protein 4. Bases 146 to 835 code for a protein of 229 amino acids. Gene Ontology annotation, biological process: Golgi calcium ion homeostasis; calcium ion transmembrane transport; manganese ion transmembrane transport. Gene Ontology annotation, molecular function: manganese ion transmembrane transporter activity; calcium ion transmembrane transporter activity. The record is from RefSeq and is a predicted model, not a curated record. Lineage: Eukaryota; Viridiplantae; Streptophyta; Magnoliopsida; Brassicales; Brassicaceae. Gene Ontology annotation, cellular component: Golgi apparatus. The transcript has 13 exons.